CGACGACGGCGCCGCCGACGACGACGACGACAACGACCGAAAACGACCGCUUCUUUCUGCCCGCGGAGCGCGCCUCUUCGUGCGCGGGGGGGGGGGCCGCGAGCGCCCGAGCCAGCGGGGUGUUGGGGCAGGGCAGGGCGGCGGCUGGAGGGAAGGGGAGGGGCCGAGAUGGAGGUGGUGGAGACUGCACUUGUGUCUAGUUCUGAGGAUAAAAACACAAGCAACCUCUUGAGGACAUCACAGGGAGUCCACAAGCUCGGCGCAGGUGCCUGCUUCAGCGACGUUGUGCCGCCAAAGGCCAGCGACGACCUCGUUCAGGGUGAGGCCCAGCACGCGGCGCUUUCCAGACAGGAACUCCUUGACGAUUGCCUCCAUGCGAAGCGAAAUGUCGUUCGAGAGGUCGGCCACGUUCGUGCGGAUGAAGCCGAAAAGAGGGUUUCCUUCAGAUAGACCCUGUCCAGCACGAGCUCCUUUAGCAGGAACGGCUCCAAUUCUGCCCCCCCCGCCCCGUCGCGACAGGCCGCGGUCACGGCGACGCGCACCCUCCUGUCCGGCUCGCAGCAGCCGUCGGUGUUGUCGAACAGCACGUCGCACUGGCCGAAGUAGCACUUCUGGAUGCGCAUGGACAGGGUGAGGUUCUGGAUCACCCCGUCGAGGACGAUCUGCACGGGCCGCUCGGCGUCGGAGGACCUCACGCCCGCGCGGAGAUCAGGCGGACGGUGUCCACGCCGGUGGCCCAGCGGACCAUCACGUCCACACCGUAGGUCUCGUCGGUGGCCUCGGCCAGCGCGCCGUGGCCGCCGGGGCGGCACGGCUCCGGGGCGCCCGCGCGCCGCCGGCAGUCCCCGAUGCUCCUCGGCAGCUGGGCCGCCAGCGCCCGGUUGCCCAGCUCCGCGGCCCGCUGGAGGACCUCGUCCUGAGGGAGGGGAGACUGGGUCAGUCAAUCAAUCGGAAGCGCCGUGUCUGCACGACACAUAGGCUGCAGAAUGCCGGUUGGAGGCGUAUGUCAAAGCCAGGGCACAGCAAGUAAAAACAGUUCGGGAAAGUAGCGUCCCAGCUGGCGAUUAUCUUCAGAGCUAACUCGGGUCGGAGUAGAUGGGGCCAGAGAUCAGGCCGCACCGCCGAUGCAUCGCCGAUG
Messenger RNA from Prorocentrum cordatum, 1138 nucleotides. The record is from the annotation of a GenBank genome assembly. NCBI's taxonomy places the organism in Eukaryota, Dinophyceae, Prorocentrales, Prorocentraceae.